UUGCAUUUGAGCUUCUUCUUCUUCAUCUUCAUCUUCCUCACAAAAUCAAAACCCCCAAUUUUCCUCUCUGCAAAAAAAUGAGGAAAACCCUAACCCUAACAAUGUCUCCAAUUCCCAAACUACCCCUCCUCCUCCUCCUCAUCUCCGCCCUCCUCUCCCUCACCGCCUCCGCCGAAUCGGACCUCGUCUCGGAGCUCCAGUCCCUCCAAUCCCGAUCCAAAUCCGGCGUCAUCCGCCUCACCGACCACUCCGUCUCCCGCUUCCUCACCUCCACCUCUCGCCCCUUCUCCCUCCUCAUCUUCUUCGACGCCGCCAAGCUCCACGAGAAGUCGGAGCUCCACCUCACCGACCUCCGCCGCGAGUUCGGCCUCGUCGCCGAGUCCUUCAUCUCCAACAACGCCGACCCCGCCUCCCCGUCCCACUCAAAGCUCUUCUUCUGCGACGUCGAGUUUCAGGACUCGCAGAGCAGCUUCGCCUUGUUCGGAGUCAACUCCCUGCCCCAUAUCCGCCUCGUCGGGCCGGGUCAGAACCCGAAAGAGUCCCUCCAGAUGGAGCAGGGCGAUUUCGCUAGACUCGCUGAGUCAAUGUCCGAGUUCAUCGAGUCGAAAACCAAGCUUACGGUUGGACCGAUCCACCGGCCGCCGAUGUUCUCCCGGAACCAGAUCAUCCUCGCCGUCAUGGCGUGGCUGAUCUGGACGCCGUUCAUUGUCAAGAAGGCGAUCACAGGGAGGACUCUGCUUCAUGAUCCCAGGGUUUGGUUGAGUGGAGCGGUUUUCGUGUACUUCUUCAGUGUUUCGGGUGCUAUGCAUAACAUUAUCAGGAAAAUGCCGAUGUUUUUGGUUGACCGGAACGAUCCCUCGAAGCUGGUUUUCUUCUAUCAAGGCUCGGGAAUGCAGCUCGGAACAGAGGGGUUUGCUGUUGGGUUCUUGUACACCAUUGUGGGGCUGCUGCUGGCGUUUCUUACUAGAGUGCUUGUGAAGGUGAGGAAUGUCAAUGCGCAGCGGGUUGUUAUGCUUGUGGCGCUGGCGGUUUCGUUUUGGGCUGUGAAGAAGGUGGUGUCUUUGGAUAACUGGAAGACCGGGUAUGGUAUCCAUGCUUUCUGGCCUACGAGCUGGAACUGAGCUUGGUGAGGAUGCGGGGGUUCUAUGAAAGGUGACUUACAUUUAUGCUUAGAGAAAAACUUUGAGAAUGAAUUCGGGAUAAAGAUUUGAUAUGUUGAAUGCUGCUUUGGCAGCCUGCAGGGCUUACGUUAUGUUUAAAUACUUACAAAACUAUGUGUUCGUAAACUUUCUGAGUUUGAUUACAUGCUUUACAUUUAUGACGUUAUGUGC
Fragaria vesca subsp. vesca is the source of this 1331-nucleotide messenger RNA. RefSeq names its product probable dolichyl-diphosphooligosaccharide--protein glycosyltransferase subunit 3B-like. The coding region runs from base 78 to 1121 and encodes 347 amino acids. Gene Ontology annotation, cellular component: oligosaccharyltransferase complex. NCBI's taxonomy places the organism in Eukaryota, Viridiplantae, Streptophyta, Magnoliopsida, Rosales, Rosaceae. The transcript has a single exon. The record is from RefSeq and is a predicted model, not a curated record.